Brassica oleracea var. oleracea is the source of this 1248-nucleotide messenger RNA. RefSeq names its product putative aluminum-activated malate transporter 3. Gene Ontology annotation, cellular component: plant-type vacuole membrane. The transcript is spliced from 7 exons. The coding region runs from base 1 to 1248 and encodes 415 amino acids. Gene Ontology annotation, biological process: malate transport. The record is from RefSeq and is a predicted model, not a curated record. NCBI's taxonomy places the organism in Eukaryota, Viridiplantae, Streptophyta, Magnoliopsida, Brassicales, Brassicaceae.
AUGGCGGCACCAGACCUGGAAUCUUUCAGGAGAAGUAGCAUGUUCGAUGGCUCGUUUAGACAAAGCUUAAGAGAUGGGCUACUCCCACAACAGACCAGUGACUAUUCCUAUAUGUUUGAAGACAGAACUCACGCCCGUUGCUGCUCCUACAGGUACUUCUCCGACAAGAUCACUGGGUUUGUGAAGAAAUCAAAGGAUUUUUUGGUUACGGCGUGGGAGAUGGGAACAACGGACCCGAGGAAGAUUAUAUUCUCAGCCAAGAUGGGUUUGGCUCUGACACUCGUUAACCUUCUCAUCUUCUUUAAGCUCCCAGGAUCAGAGCUCAGCAACCACUAUCUCUGGGCAAUUCUCACAAUAGUUGUCAUCUUCGAGUUCAGUAUAGGAGGCACCUUUAGAAAAGGAUGCAACACAGGACUAGGAACGUUAUCUGCAGGAGCCUUGGCGCUUGGCAUGGCUGAGAUAUCCGAUAUGACUGGAAACUGGGCAGAGGUUUUCAACACUGCUAGCAUCGUCGUAGUAGCCUUUUUGGGGACUUAUGCAAAGCUAUAUCCAACGAUGAAGCCCUAUGAGUACGGAUUCCGAGCGUUCUUGCUGACCUAUUGCUACGUAAUAGUGUCGGGAUACAGAACAGGGGAGUUCGUGGAAACAGCUGUCUCAAGGAUCCUUAUGAUAGCACUUGGUGAUGAUCUCCACAACUUGAUCGCAACGAACUUUGUGAAUGUCGCCACUUCUUUGGAAGGUUGUGUGAAUGCAUAUCUCAAUUUCGUGGCAUACGAUACAAUGCCAUCGAUGAUUCUGGUAUAUGAAUCUGUCAAACACAUGGUGAUGGCAUUACAUGGCUGCAUUCUCUCAGAGAUUCAGGUACAUUCACAACACUUAAAACAACUUGGGAUCUACGAGAGUCAUCCCUGGGACAAAGAAAAAUGGAGAGACUUAAACCCUAUAGAAGACAUCCUCCACGAGAUUCACAAAGCAGCUGAAGAGCUUCAGAGCAAAAUCGACGAUAAAUGGUACCUUCUCGUCAACGAUGAUAAUUGGGAGAUUGGGAACCCGUUUAGAGAUGCGACGGAUGAACUCGAAAAAUCGGAUCUUUACGAGGAGGAUCUAAGACAGAUCUCAAUUGAAGAUAUGUGGCUGGCGCCAGAGGGUGAGGAGGAGUCGAGGAUGUACAAGAGCGCGAGUGAUCUGUCUUUAGCUACGUACGAUGAGCUCUGUGUAGUCGCCCAUUUCGAAGAGGCUAUUGGCUGA